AGCAUAACUAUCACUCCUACAUCAUUAUACCAUCACUCUCAUCAGCAUCUGUUCGGCGACUAUAACGUCUCUUUGUAACCAUCGUGCACAGGGUGGGGGGGAUGAACUUGUGUGGAGUGAUCGCCAAAAACACGAGCCCGGCGUGUCUUGGGGGGAUUAUGCACUUUUGCUGACUUUCUCCCCAGUCUGGGUUUGAGAUGGGACGCGGCGAGAGAAUGGCAGAUUGGACCAUAUCGCUAUUGCACGAGCUCUGUUUUCUCACACGGCUCCGGAGGGCUGGUUCUCCGGCGUGGCAGUAGCCCUCCUAACCCCUGCUUCCGUGUGUUUAUGCGCGGGCUCCGGGACCUGGACUGGAGGUUCAAAAGGAUUGCCCCGUUUAGCGGAAAACAAGAUCAGUGGAGUCGAAGCGGAAAGUGGCAAAGCACUCUACUGUCUCGCCUGGAUCGUUUACAGUUCUCCGUGAUCAUGCCAUCGAGUGUAUAGAUUUAGGGGCUUUGUCUGUUUGAGGUGAGGAAGAGGAGAAGCAAGAGGAAGAAGAAGAAGACGAGGAGAGCUGAGGUGUGAGUGAAUGCAGCCAUGGCUUGUACUUCUUGUUCAUAGAGGAGCUACUCAGUGGAAGUGAGUUCACAGGAGACAGAGUUACCAACAGCUCUCUCAGGAUGAAACUGUGGGGGAGGACAGCUUGGCCUUUUCAGGUGACCUUCCUCGUUGCCUUGGUGAUGCUCUGCAUUGACCCAGUGUCCACUGGCAACCGUAACCAUCGGGGACCGACAGUCUCGUACCAGGUGAAGCAGGGGACAUGUGAGGUGGUGGCCGUUCAUCGCUGCUGUAAUAAGAAUAAGAUUGAGGAGCGCUCUCAAACCGUCAAGUGUUCCUGCUUCCCGGGGCAGGUUGCUGGCACCACUAGAGCCAGACCCUCCUGUGUGGAAGCCUCCAUUGUAGCCCAGAAGUGGUGGUGCCAGAUGCAGCCGUGCAUGGAUGGAGAGGAGUGUAAGGUUCUGCCUGAUCUGACUGGCUGGUCCUGCAGCACUGGAAACAAAGUCAAAACCACUAAGGUCACACGAUAGCAAGAGAGCCACUGAGCCACAAGGAAACCUAAAACUCUCCGUGUGGAAAGGAUGGAUGACUCACACAUAUUUACUGUACGAUGGGAAAAAAAUAUCAACGACAGGAGCGCUGUCAGGCUAUCCAUCACAAAAUAAUGGGAUAAAAUGUACUCAUCACAAACUGCUUACUUGGCUACACGGAUCUACGUGCACAAUGUAUACAGUACUGUAUGCUGGUAAUUAAGACUAAUGGACUACAGUCAUGGACACCCAGGGUACGUCCAAACACAGAUGGACUCCUAUUUUCCAAUAAUGGACAAAGUGUGGAUUACAAAAAAAGACCUAACAAUUUAAACACUGAUUAAGCAUUUUAAAUCAUAUAUUUCAUUGGUGGAUGAGUGUGAGACGUGUGUGUUUAGAGCACUGCUGCAUACAGUACAGACCUGUCAAUAUUUAGAGCUUAUAAUGGAAACAGUAGAGAUGAUUUUGGAGAAAUGAAACUGAUAGUAGCUCAUAACUAGUAAAUAGCAAAUUAGCAUCAAAUUGCUCUGGUGGGUCAAGUCACUACCAUGAAGGCUGUUAUGUGGGAGUCAUUUUGCAGUUCUAAUUAGGAACUGCAGUGUAGGAUCAUAACAACAUAUUAAAAAUUCAUGUAAGAUAUUUGCACUAGUCGACACCAUUUGGGAAUGUUUUGUUUUUCUAGAUAUUUCCCAUUUUUGCUGUGGAUAGCACAUGAAAAUGAAGGUAAAAUGUCUGACACUUGAAGUAUAUAAAUAUAUACAUCACAACCCAUUAUUCCUGGGUAAAUAUCAGUUAAAAACGACUGACUAUAGCGCUUCCCUUAUACACAGCUUAGUACAGUAUGAACUAGCAAAGUCUCAUCUCUCUUUUUUGCCCAGAAAAGCUCAGCCUUCAAAGCAUUUGAUCUGCUAUAUUCGGUCUGUGACAUCUCUUCUGUUAACUGUUAAAAAGGAGGCCCAUAAAAUGUUCAAACAAAAAGGAUAAGUUGUUUUUAUGCUGUUAUUUCACAGUAUUGGAAGUAUUCUCUCUCUUCCUCUGAAUGUUCAGGUUCUUAGUCUUUAAAAUAUUGAAAAUACAAAACAACUGUAUGAAUAGGGUUUUAUUUUAAACUAUUAGGAGAAACAUUAUGUUUCUGUGUGCACAUUGCCCAUUGAUUGCCUCUAGAAUUCUCAUUCACAUCAAUGCUUCAAUGAGAUAUACUGAAAUAAUUGCCACAGAAAAUGGCAGUUCAACCCUUUGCAA
This is a messenger RNA of Monopterus albus (swamp eel), 2309 nucleotides long. It is a transcript of the gene tafa4b, whose product is annotated as TAFA chemokine like family member 4b. The transcript is spliced from 6 exons. NCBI's taxonomy places the organism in Eukaryota, Metazoa, Chordata, Actinopteri, Synbranchiformes, Synbranchidae. Gene Ontology annotation, molecular function: receptor ligand activity. The coding region runs from base 660 to 1067 and encodes 135 amino acids. The record is from RefSeq and is a predicted model, not a curated record.